This is a messenger RNA of Nematolebias whitei (Rio pearlfish), 1393 nucleotides long. RefSeq names its product sperm-tail PG-rich repeat containing 2 (gene stpg2). The record is from RefSeq and is a predicted model, not a curated record. The transcript is spliced from 10 exons. Lineage: Eukaryota; Metazoa; Chordata; Actinopteri; Cyprinodontiformes; Rivulidae. Bases 98 to 1393 code for a protein of 431 amino acids.
CACAUCAACUUUGGAGCAGUCGGAUUGAACAAAACAGUGUGUCUGCUUUGUAUAAUUGUAGUUUAGCGAAACGACAGGUCUCCUGGGUGAGUGGAAAAUGUAUCGACGAGCUCCAAGAGUAACAUUUGUGGCAACAAGUGGAACUCCAGCUAAAGUUGGACCCGGAUCGUACGGCGUCAGCCCACAGCGGUACAGAGUGACAGAUGGAUAUGCUCCAUUCUUGUCCAUGAGCUCCAGGUCAUCAGUAGUUAGUGAAACCGCAGAUACAGUACCAGGACCUGGAUAUUACGACCCACGGCCUGUCAGGCUCCACGCCCACAGUGGCUGCAGUCUGCAGAGCGCCUGCAAGCGUUUUGAAGAAGAAGUCACAUCAGAAGUUCCCGGCCCCGGCGCCUACAAUGUGUCGCCGGCCUCAGCAUGUACACCCAGGGCUACUGCAGCUAACGCAGGACAGCUCGGCAGAAAAAUGGGUAAAAGUCUCCAGCUAGUUCGUCAGCCAUACCUGUAUAUCCCAUCCAUUCCUUCCCCGGGCCAGGCCUUGGGCUACGAGGAGGAUGCCCAGGGUGUGCUCUGCAAGCAGGAGCCCCCUCUCAGGGACACAACCCUGGGGCCAGCUUACUACAAUCCAGCAGUGACAGAGAGGAUUUUCUCGAACUAUAAAGGGGUUCAGUUCGGCAACAAAACAGGAAGAACUGAUGUGAGAGCAGAGACAGGACCAGGUCCAGGACAUUAUUUCCCUGAGAUAGUCCCAGAAUUGCACUGUGAGGAUGUGAAUGUUCAAAAGAAGCCCAAAGGCAGAGCCGAGCUUAUCAUCCCUCGGUACCACGAACUGUUGGCCCAGCAGGAGGCGAAGAAGGGAGUUCCUGGUCCGGGGCAUUACCACAUCAGAGGUCUGUUUGAGAAACUGGUCCAGUCCAGCAGCAAGUUACCAAAGAUCACCGUGCCCUUCCUCUCACGGAGCGAGAGGUUUAUUCCUGUGAAAGAAAUGUCGCCCCCUGUUGGUACUUAUAAUGACCAACGUUGUGCCACGGAGUGGUUAAAAAGGAACGCAGGAGUGAAAAAAAGCCCAUUUUGCACCACAGCGGAGCGUUUUGGUUCUGACAGGAGAAGAAGACCCACACCAGGUCCAGGUUCCUAUAAUAUCUUCGAACAUGGUUUAGCCAAUGAAAGUUUUAAAAAGGCACAAUCAGGGCAAAUGAGGAAAGGAGGCUUUGGAUCCUCUUCUCAGCGUAUCUCCAUCUUCUACAACAAGAAAUCAGAAGAAACCCCAAGUCCUGGACAGUAUAUGAGUCUGUUAAGCACGCUAUUGGCUUACUACGUGUACACGCGACAAGACGUGAUUGGCCGACACGGCUUCAACUGGAAGGAGAUGAAGACGUGUGACAGAGACUGA